CUAGUCAGACUGAAGUAUUUUACACAUAGAGCUCCAAAUGGAUAAUUCAUCAUCCAUUUGUAUACAAACAUUAAUAGACAAUAUUAUAUUGUAUUUAAGUGGUAAUGCUUGCAAAAACAUUUCGAUUAUUAAAGUAAGCAAUGACAAUUUAUCAACAAAUGGUGAAUUAUAUUUUUUACCUAGCCUUAAAGUAUGGAAAAGCACGUUGCAGGAUAAAAACACAUGCAGUGAGAAGUGCACAACAAUUUUUGAACAUUUCUUACACAUGCAUAGUAGCAAUAUAGACGUUAAGAUAGAUACAGAUGUUGCAAAACAGGUGUUACAGUCACUGAUAUCGUCUAGCCACAACUGGCAAAUAAAAAUAGAAAGAUACUUCCUAGAAAAAGAACGUGUUUGUUUAUUCUUGCAUCGUGCUCCGCUCGUAGCAAAUUCGAUCAAGACGGUUAUUGAUCUUGGACACAGUUUUGGCAGAAUCUCGUCGAUCGACAAAGUUUUUAAGUUUAAAGUACAACGGGACAAAGAGUCAGAGCUCACAACUACUAGAUUAUGCUUAAUACAAAGUGUCACUGAAAAUCUUUUGAAUCUACACGGUUGUAGAGUCGGGGAAGAAGAUUCCAGUUAUAAAUUAGUAUUCACCACUAAAUCCAAAGGAAACGCGGAUGAAACUUAUAAAAAAUACGUGUGCGGUGUUGUGAAAAAUUUAGAAUCAAAUGCUAAGGAAACAAAGUUAAAAUGGGAGGAUUAUAUUCAGAAUAAGAGUAACGAACUGAAAGCAAUGAACGAUCAAAAGAAUUUUGAAACGCACGAUUGCAAUGUACAGAUAGAUAAUCAUUUCUUUGAGAAUGUUGCGAAAGCAACAGCUACGUUUGAAUUACUGUCUAUAAAACCGAGUCGUUCGGUUGUUAUUGGACAUAAUUCUGCACCUGAUAAGGGCACCACGAAUAUGAAAGGUGCAUCUUUUAUAUUGUAUAAUUCUGUAAGAAUAAAUGCCAUCAUUGAAAAAUAUAAUGGUAAAAGAUUAACAGGAGAAUAUCCCGAUUUACCAAAUAUCCACGAUGUAGACUUUACUUUGUUGCAUCAAGAGGAAGAAUGGGAACUUAUCUAUAACUUUAUCAUCGGGUACCAAGAAAUGAUAAAGGACUGUUUGAAGUAUGAACCCGUUUUUCAAACAAACCCACAGGCUAUAUGCAUGUUUUUGUCAAGACUGUGUCAAAAAUUUAGUAUCUAUUAUCGUAAAAUCAGAAUUUUAACUGAUGCAUAUGAUCAUUUGAUCCCGACAAUGAUUGCAAGAUUGUACAUGCUGCAUGCAUUGCAAAUUGUACUUCAAAAUGCACUUGCAUUACUUAAUAUAGUUCCUGUAUCUCGAAUGUAAUAAAAAGCAAUUAAAACAAUUUUAAUAUAAAAAUCAAAAUGAUA
This is a messenger RNA of Colletes gigas, 1416 nucleotides long. Its product is annotated as DALR anticodon-binding domain-containing protein 3. Gene Ontology annotation, molecular function: arginine-tRNA ligase activity; tRNA binding; ATP binding. Lineage: Eukaryota; Metazoa; Arthropoda; Insecta; Hymenoptera; Colletidae. Bases 38 to 1372 code for a protein of 444 amino acids. Gene Ontology annotation, biological process: tRNA C3-cytosine methylation; arginyl-tRNA aminoacylation. The record is from RefSeq and is a predicted model, not a curated record. The transcript is spliced from 5 exons.